Olea europaea var. sylvestris is the source of this 1149-nucleotide messenger RNA. RefSeq lists its product as uncharacterized. The coding region runs from base 500 to 886 and encodes 128 amino acids. NCBI's taxonomy places the organism in Eukaryota, Viridiplantae, Streptophyta, Magnoliopsida, Lamiales, Oleaceae. The record is from RefSeq and is a predicted model, not a curated record. The transcript has 2 exons.
AUACAAAUUCUUCGUAUCAAUCAACCAAGAAAACGAACAAAAAAAUCAGAUCAUAGUUUGACUGCCUUACCUCACAUACGACGCAUUGUUUAGAAAAUAUUUCAGAAGGAGAUAUUUUUUCCGUUACACGGUCUUGAUUUUUGAGGGUUUGGUUGCGAUUAUAAAACCAGUUGGUCGUGAAGCGGUUCAUCCCGAAUCGGAAUUGAAGUUGGGUUUCAGAUUUGAUUGAUUUCGGAAAUAACUAUUCUAUCUCUGUCGAUUAAUGGCAUCAUUCAGUCGGCGUAAGGCACAACGUUCUGAAAUGCUUGGUUUUUCCGUCGAAGACUCUCCAAUAAUGGGCAUUCCACAUCGAACACUACCCGUGGGUUCCGUUUUCGUCCCCCAAACGGAACUUGAUUGUUAUAAGUUGGCCACACCCAGACGGAAGCUGUAGUUGGCUUCCAAAGAGAGAAUUAAUGCAGGGAAAGCUUCGAAAUCUGUGGAGAUAUUGGAGACCAAAAUGGAAGAUGCACCUACUCCUGCGCGUCGAAUUACACGUUCCAUAACCGUUCUUAUAGAAUCUAAGGAACGGGAUUCCCCUCUGAAAGAAGUACUGAAAACCCCAGCCCACAAUGAAAAAGGCGAGAAGAGGCCUCCUGGCAACGUAGAAGAAGAAGAUGGCGAUGCAGUCGAUCCCGAAAGUAAGCAAACCCACAACACAGAACUAUUCAUUCAUCAUCCACCCGGAGAAUCGAUUCGGUGGAACUAUCAAUGUCUUCUACAAGAACGAUGUGAUUUUAAUACUGAAGGCCAAAUUGAACAAUAUGCAGAAAGAGAUGUUCAGAAGUUCUUGUUUUGGGCACUUCCUCCAGAUGAGCGAAAUGCGGAUACAUCAAAUUAUUCAUAAGAUGCUGAUGCUUGAGAUCAGGCAACCGAACGAAGAUGAAAUGUGGUUCGAACUAGAUGGGAAGAUUCUAAGGUUUUUUGAACUGUUUUAGUCAGCUCAUUCGUUUGUUGUUUGAUUUUGCUUUAUUUAUGUGUCGACUAAGUGACAAAUUGGUAGCCAGCAAGACUUGCUGCAAAUUUUUUUGCGUUUUUGCGAAACGGGGAAGUUUAUGUAUUAUGAAAGAUGCUUGUAUUUUGGUAUUUACUGAAUGCUGCACACCAGAA